Molecule: messenger RNA, 1221 nt
Organism: Leptosomus discolor (cuckoo roller)
Lineage: Eukaryota; Metazoa; Chordata; Aves; Leptosomiformes; Leptosomidae
Source: RefSeq, a predicted model, not a curated record
AAAGAGACAAACAACAAAAUGAACAAUCCAGCUAUUAAGAGAAUAACAAAUGAAAUUAUCAAAUCACCUGAGGAUAAACGAGAAUAUCGUGGACUGGAAUUGGCGAAUGGCAUUAAAGCUCUUCUCAUUAGUGACCCCACCACAGAUAAGUCUUCAGCAGCACUUGAUGUGCACAUAGGAUCCUUAUCUGAUCCCCCCAACAUUGCUGGGCUUAGUCAUUUUUGUGAGCAUAUGCUGUUCCUGGGAACCAAGAAAUAUCCAAAAGAGAAUGAGUAUAGCCAGUUUCUUAGUGAGCAUGCCGGGAGCUCAAAUGCUUUCACAAGUGGGGAACAUACCAACUAUUACUUCGAUGUAUCACAUGAACAUCUAGAAGGUGCACUAGACAGAUUUGCCCAGUUUUUCCUGUGCCCUUUGUUUGAUGAAAGCUGCAAAGACAGGGAAGUGAAUGCUGUUGAUUCUGAGCAUGAGAAGAAUCUUAUGAAUGAUGCCUGGAGGUUGUUUCAAUUGGAGAAGGCUACUGGAAACCCCAAUCAUCCCUUCAGUAAAUUUGGAACAGGGAACAAACUCACUCUGGAAACUAGACCGACCAAAGAAGGAAUAGAUGUAAGACAAGAGCUUUUGAAGUUCCAUUCUACCUAUUAUUCGUCAAAUUUAAUGGCUAUUUGUGUUUUAGGAAGAGAGUCCUUGGAUGAGCUGACUUGCUUAGUCGUAAAGUUAUUUUCAGAAGUAGAAAAUAAAAAUGUCCCUAUACCAGAGUUUCCUGAACAUCCUUUCCAAGAAGAACAUCUCCGACAACUUUACAAAGUGGUACCUAUUAAGGACAUUAGAAACCUUUAUGUCACAUUUCCUAUACCAGACCUUCAGAAGUACUAUAAAUCAAACCCUGGCCAUUACCUUGGUCAUCUGAUUGGGCAUGAAGGCCCGGGAAGUCUUUUAUCAGAGCUUAAAGCCAAAGGAUGGGUAAAUACUCUUGUUGGAGGACAGAAGGAAGGUGCUAGAGGUUUCAUGUUUUUCAUCAUUAAUGUGGACUUGACAGAGGAAGGACUUUUGCACGUUGAAGAUAUUAUUUUGCACAUGUUUCAAUAUAUUCAAAAACUGCGUACAGAAGGACCUCAAGAGUGGGUUUUCCAGGAGUGCAAGGAUCUAAAUGCUGUGGCAUUCAGAUUUAAAGAUAAAGAACGACCACGAGGUUAUACAUCAAAGCUUGGAGGAAUGUUGCAU